Molecule: messenger RNA, 1695 nt
Organism: Sparassis crispa
Lineage: Eukaryota; Fungi; Basidiomycota; Agaricomycetes; Polyporales; Sparassidaceae
Exons: 6
Coding region: 1-1695 (564 amino acids)
Cellular component (GO): plasma membrane
Molecular function (GO): phosphoprotein phosphatase activity
Source: RefSeq, a predicted model, not a curated record
AUGGACACCGACCACCCCCCCGCCGACCACAGUUCCCCGGACGCGAAGGGAAAGCAAGUAGAGGCAGAGCAAUCCCGAGCACAGCCUGCAGAGGGAACGCUUCUCCAAAACGGCAGCAAAGUGCAUGCCUCGGCUACGCACGACCCAGACCACCACGCCCCGCGUGCCGCUCCCAGCGAGUCCAAUGGUUCUGCCAACGUUGACGGCAACCACCACUCUGUCGCCGACCCAGGGCAGGCCCCUGCAGCAUCCCAAGCACCCUUUCACCCAGAGUCCCCACAAGAGCCGAAUACGAGCUCGUCUUCCUCGUCUGCAUUUCCAUCCGGAGGCAAGGAGCGGCCGGAGGAGCCCGACCAGCAGAAAGAGACGGAUUCCAAGGACAAGAACUCACUUGAUACCACCCUCGCGGGAACGCAGACCUUCUCGCACGGGCUCUUUAGGAAGGACGGGAAGUCGUCGGACGGCGCACAUACCAUGUCCAGCAUGGCGGAACAGCCGGAACGCGCACCCAAACACACAAAAAGGCACAAGUCGUCGGUGUUCGUCAAGUUGUUCCGCGUCUUUGUUCCCUGCGUUGGCCAUACGCAUGCGCACAUUAUCGACGUCGAGAGCGGGCCACUGCACCAGCCUCAGGUAGGCGCCGAUGCUGAUGCCAGCACAUCCGCACUGAAGGGCAAGCUGGCCUUGAAGGAGGCGGAGAAGCUCCCGCCUCCACCGCCCGCAGAGGAACCGAUGCCCAGUGCCCCUCCGGAGGAAAUCCCAGAAGUUCCGCAACCUGCUCCUCCAGUAGAAACAGACCUACCCACAGGCCCACCAGACCUGUCGCUGCAGCCGCUUGACAUCCCAGAGCAACCUGAGGAUCCUGCGGUGAUCGUUCCGCCAACGCCCACGAAACUGCUUCCCGAGGAAGAGACGCAUAAUAUGACGUCCGGUGCGGUGCAGCCGCCGGGAUCCACAGGAGAGGAGAGCCUUCAUGAGCAUGCACACCAUGGGCGGGACUCGGGAGACGAGAGUGAUGGCUCUACUAGCUUUACGGAGGAUGAGGAAAUGGAGGAGCCUAAUCGGAUUGAUGAGGUGGAAGACGAGGAAGAGCGGCUCAUUAUGAAUGGGGGAACAGGCAUCCCAAUAGGACCUGACGGUGUCGAACAACCUCUAUUACCUCCAAUUUUGCCGAAGCACGCUGGCCGAAAGUGUCUUGUACUCGAUCUUGAUGAGACGUUAGUACACAGUAGCUUCAAGUCAAUACAGCAGGCAGACUACGUUGUGCCAGUAGAGAUCGAAUAUCACCUGCACAACGUGUAUGUGAUCAAGCGACCAGGAGUCGACAACUUCUUGAAGAAGAUGGGGGAGAUUUAUGAGGUUGUGGUGUUCACGGCAAGUCUUAGCAAGUAUGCUGAUCCGGUGCUGGACAAGCUGGAUAUCCAUCAAGUCGUUUCGCAUCGGCUAUUCCGGGAGAGCUGUUACAACCAUAGGGGGAACUACGUCAAGGAUCUCUCGCAACUCGGGCGAUCAGUCUCAGACACGAUCAUCCUUGACAAUUCGCCCGCAUCGUACAUCUUCCACCCAAAUAAUGCCGUGCCUGUCUCGUCAUGGUUUAACGACCCACAUGACACGGAACUUACCGACCUCUGCCCAUUCCUUGCGGACCUCGGGCAAGUCGACGACGUCAGAGGCGUUCUCGACGGCGGCCUAUAG